AUAACGUCCUUCAUCUGACUUUGAAAAUUUUCUCGCCCGACUUUUCGCCCAUAGAAAGUGCUCAGCGUUUCUCAGCCAUCACAGUCGAUUCCUUGCUAGCAAGCCGAAAGAUAAACAAAAAAGCUAACCAUGUCGAAGAUCGGUAUUAACGGAUUUGGUCGCAUCGGCCGCCUGGUGCUGCGCGCCGCCAUCGAGAAGGGAGCCUCCGUUGUGGCCGUCAACGACCCCUUCAUCGAUGUGAGCUACAUGGUCUACCUGUUCAAGUUCGACUCGACCCACGGACGCUUUAAGGGCACCGUUGCCGCCGAGGGCGGCUUCCUGGUGGUCAACGGCCAGAAGAUCACCGUCUUCAGCGAACGCGACCCGGCCAACAUCAACUGGGCCAGUGCUGGUGCCGAGUACGUGGUCGAGUCCACGGGCGUCUUCACCACCAUCGAGAAGGCCUCCACCCACUUGAAGGGCGGUGCCAAGAAGGUUAUCAUUUCGGCCCCCUCCGCCGACGCACCCAUGUUCGUGUGCGGCGUCAAUCUGGAUGCCUACAAGCCGGACAUGAAGGUGGUCUCCAACGCCUCGUGCACCACCAACUGCCUGGCUCCCCUGGCCAAGGUGAUCAACGACAACUUCGAGAUCGUCGAGGGUCUGAUGACCACCGUGCAUGCCACCACCGCCACCCAGAAGACCGUCGAUGGUCCUUCGGGCAAGUUGUGGCGCGAUGGACGCGGUGCCGCCCAGAACAUCAUUCCAGCCUCCACCGGAGCCGCCAAGGCUGUCGGCAAGGUGAUCCCGGCCCUCAACGGCAAGCUCACCGGCAUGGCAUUCCGCGUGCCCACUCCCAAUGUGUCCGUCGUCGACUUGACGGUCCGCCUGGGCAAGGGCGCAUCCUACGACGAGAUCAAGGCCAAGGUCCAGGAGGCCGCCAACGGACCGCUGAAGGGAAUCCUCGGCUACACCGACGAGGAGGUCGUCUCGACCGACUUCCUCAGCGACACCCACUCGUCGGUCUUCGACGCCAAGGCUGGCAUCUCGCUGAACGACAAGUUCGUCAAGCUGAUCUCGUGGUAUGACAACGAGUUCGGUUACUCCAACCGCGUCAUCGACCUGAUCAAGUACAUGCAGAGCAAGGAUUAAGUAAUGCCCAGAGCACCCACACCCAUACCCGAUAUAUCCGAUCCGCACAAUUAAACGUUAGAGGUGCGGUCAAAUGGGGCGAGAAAAAUCACAUAAUUAAUAUUGCUCCCCGGUGGAGCAGCACGUAUGCGCUAUGAAAUAUGCUUCUGUUUUCGCUUUUCAAUUUACCAGCCACGGAAAAACACAUUGGAAAAAUUUAAAUACAUACAUACAUCCAUAUACACAUAAAUAUGUUUACUGUUGUUGAAUAAAGUUUCACUCUGUGUGUAGUUGUAAAAAAAUUGAUGUUUAAGCAUUUAAA
This is a messenger RNA of Drosophila takahashii, 1429 nucleotides long. RefSeq names its product Glyceraldehyde 3 phosphate dehydrogenase 2 (gene Gapdh2). Gene Ontology annotation, molecular function: NAD binding; NADP binding; glyceraldehyde-3-phosphate dehydrogenase (NAD+) (phosphorylating) activity. Gene Ontology annotation, biological process: glycolytic process; glucose metabolic process. Gene Ontology annotation, cellular component: cytosol. NCBI's taxonomy places the organism in Eukaryota, Metazoa, Arthropoda, Insecta, Diptera, Drosophilidae. The record is from RefSeq and is a predicted model, not a curated record.